AUGAACUCUGGGUUCUUCGACUUUGCAACCAACAUCCCAAAGUUGGAACACUUUGAAGGCAUGGGCUUUCGUAGAUGGCAAAAGAAGAUGAAGUUCCUCCUUGCGGCCCUAAAUGUGGCAUAUGUGAAGAUGAAGUUCCUCUUUGCGGCCCUAAAUGUGGCAUAUGUGCUGAGCACCUCGAAGCCGGUAGAGCAAGAGAAUAAGACACUCAAAGCCACCCGUCGCCGGCUCAAAUGGGAAAAUGAUGACCUCGCAUGCCGUGGCCAUAUUUUGAAUGGUAUAUCUGACACUCUCUUUGAUAUUUAUCAGUAUGAGGAGUCCUCUAAGGACCUGUGGGAAAAGCUUGAGGCAAAAUAUAUAUCUGAGGAUGCCUCUAGCAAGAAAUUCCUGGUAAGUGAAUUUAAUGAAUUCAAAAUGGUGGAUAGUCGACCUGUCAUGGAACAAUUCCAUGAGAUCAUCAGAUUGCUUGGGUUGAUAAGGAAACAUGGCAUGAAUAUGGAUGACUCCAUUUCCAUUGCUGGUAUCGUAGACAAGCUGCCACCUUCUUGGAAAAAGGUACAUCGUACCUUGAUGCAAAAGAAGGAAGAACUUACCAUGGAACAACUGGGCUCCCACCUUUAUGUUGAGGAAGGGAUCAGACUGAAGGAAAGUAAGAAUAAAGGCAUUGCAAAGGCCACUGGGAACCGAAAAGGGAAAGGGAAACCGAGAAAGGCUACCAAAUCUUCUAAGUUUAAGAAGAAUGGAAACGAAAAAGGGAAGGCAUCUGUUACAUGCUAG
Ipomoea triloba (trilobed morning glory) is the source of this 777-nucleotide messenger RNA. RefSeq lists its product as uncharacterized. The transcript has a single exon. The record is from RefSeq and is a predicted model, not a curated record. The coding region runs from base 1 to 777 and encodes 258 amino acids. NCBI's taxonomy places the organism in Eukaryota, Viridiplantae, Streptophyta, Magnoliopsida, Solanales, Convolvulaceae.